AUGUUCAAACGCUCUUUUGCUAGUUCGAAGGACCGUUCGGGCAAGAUAAGCAAAUCGUCGAAGAAGUCGUUUCGCGAUGCCUCCAAACAAAAGCAGGUGGUCGAGAAAAUGGAUGUGCGCAAGGACAGCCCACUGAUGGAGAGUGUUUCCCCGAGUCUCACUUCAUCCAUCGUGACGGUUGUCGUUGGUUCCGACCGACGACUGUUCGCCGCACACGAAGACGUCCUCUGUCACUCCCCGUUCUUCGCUGAAGCGUUGCGGAGCCAGUUCUUCGAAUCCACCAACCGACGCAUCAACCUGCCCACGGAGGAACCCGAAAUCUUCUCCUGCAUCCUCGAGUAUCUGUACAAGGGCGACUACUACCCCCGCUUAGUCCAUGACAAGCGACGUCAAACUUGGAUGCUCGAGGGUCAGAUCUCCUCACCCGACCCCAACAAGACCGGCGACCGCGCAGCCGUGGAGCCAACCUUUUUUCACUCCGGCGUGGGUGACGUUCUUCUCCGCGACACGGCCGUGUACUGCGCUGCGGAUCACUACGGCCUCGAAGAGCUCAAGAAGCUAGCCCUGCGCAAGCAGGGCCUGCAGAGCGGCAUCGAGGUUGGAACGAUUCUGCGCAGCGCUCGCUAUGCCUACGAGAACACGCCGGACAACGACUCACGACUACGCGCCCAUUACCUCGCCCUCAUCAUCCGUAGCCGGAAAACAUUCAAGCGUAGUGGAACCAUGCAGAUGGAGAUGGAGAUGGGAGGAAAACUGUUCUUUGACCUGUUCGUGGCAAUGUGCAACCAUAUCGAUGAUCUUCAAGAUGCGAGCUCCGGCCGCACGCCGAGGACCAUCUAA
Dothidotthia symphoricarpi CBS 119687 is the source of this 840-nucleotide messenger RNA. RefSeq lists its product as uncharacterized. NCBI's taxonomy places the organism in Eukaryota, Fungi, Ascomycota, Dothideomycetes, Pleosporales, Dothidotthiaceae. Gene Ontology annotation, molecular function: protein binding. Bases 1 to 840 code for a protein of 279 amino acids. The record is from RefSeq and is a predicted model, not a curated record. The transcript has 2 exons.